CCACGCUCUGCUACGUGGCUCUAUAACUCUCUCCUUCUAAUCAUCCCGCCCUUUUUAUACCCCCAAGAACCCAAACCCUUUCCUUCAGCAAGCAAGCAAAGCUUAGAAUCUUCAUCUCGCCCAACCUUCGUGUUUUACACCUCAGACAACAUUUCUCAUCACUCCCAUCGUGGCUUUUAGAUCAAUGGUGGGUUACUGGAAAUCAAUGGCUAGUCGCUUAAGAGGAACGGCGACAUAUGCAACAUCAACCCCACCAAAACUGAAGUCAUAUGCAGCAACAGCUGAUCAAUUCGGACAUCAGUAUCAUCAAGAAAGCAAGCACAGCAAGAAGGUAAGAGGUGACUUUGUGCCAGUUUAUGUAGCAAUAGGGAUGAUAACUGUCUCAAUAUCUCUUGGUCUUUACACUGCCAAGCAACAAGUACUGUAUGCACCGAAUGUUCGUGCAAGGAAGAAGACACGAGAGACUGUACCUGAAGUGGUUGAUCCUGAUAAAGUGGUGGAUGAAGCUGAUAAGUUUAUCAAGAAAUCUUUCUUCAGGAAAGUAGCACAUGUUCAAGAGUUUGAUCACAAUGGGCUCCAGUAUUUGCCUGAUCCUUUUCGUAAAGACGUUUUCGCUCAAAAGCCUCGUGCUGAGACCCUUAAAGAUGUUGGGGUUGAUCCUAAAUCACAGCUUUGAGCUGUUCUGGAAAAAAUGCAUCUCUUCUGCUCUUCCUUUUCUUUUUCUUUUUCCAUUUCCCAUGUUCCUUCUUAGGGUUAACCUCCUGCUUGUGCAGGAGGGAGGGAAUAUGCUGGACCUCCUUACUUGACCGAUGCGAUUCUAAAUACAAGUGAUUAAAAUAAAGUCUAUUGUCCAUGUCCUUCCGAGACUUUGGGCUA
Populus euphratica (Euphrates poplar) is the source of this 876-nucleotide messenger RNA. RefSeq lists its product as uncharacterized. Bases 185 to 676 code for a protein of 163 amino acids. The transcript is spliced from 2 exons. Lineage: Eukaryota; Viridiplantae; Streptophyta; Magnoliopsida; Malpighiales; Salicaceae. The record is from RefSeq and is a predicted model, not a curated record.